AUGCGCACUAAUGAAUCAGAUUGUUGUCAUAUUAACAUCUAUCAUCCGCAUUUAACCGAUUUUGCAGAUCAUUUCGGUCCGGUAUCGAACAUCAAAAUACAGGCCUUGAAACAAUUGCCUGCACCAACAUCUUCUAGAAGCCAAGAUGAUUCGUCAUCAUCUUCUAGCAUGAAUGGAAAGGAAGCUAAGCAUUCGCAAGAGGACGAACAGUCUUCUCCUCUCUAUCCCCACUGUUCCUCGGGUGUGUCGCCGGAUUCUGGAACUGGAAGGAAUUCUUCCUGGAAUGGUUCUUUGAGCUUGACCGAAUACAAAGUGUACAAGAAUGACGGAUUAGCCGAUGCUUCUACGCAAACCAAAGAUAAUGUAAGAAGCAGUAAAACUCGAGAAACUUGUACUAGGGGAGUCUCAACAGAUGAUGGUUCAUUAGACAAUGAGGGUGGCGAAGCCAGUCAAAGUAAGGCCUCGGCAGUGAAGGAGAACUCAGAGGUUCGGAGUGAGUCUGUUUCACCACAACCAACAUCCUCAAGUGCUUCGUCUUCUGGUGGAAAGAAUGAAACUCUGGAAUCAUUGAUCAGAGCUGAUGCUAGCAAGAUGAACAGUUUUAGAAUUCUCAAAGGGGGAGAUGUCAGAAUGCCGGCCGAUGCCAGGCUCAAAGCUACUAAUAUGCUGAUGCAAUUAAUCUCAUGUGGGUCAAUAUCAGUGAAAGACAACAGUUUUGGCCUGACAAAUAAUGUUUGUUUAUCAGAAUGAUCAUAAUUAAUCCUCUCAAUUUAAUUUUUUGUAUGACUUAAACGUUAGAUGCAUUUCAUUCUACACAAGACAAGGACAAAAGAGCAAAUUUCUUAAUAUUGCUUUCAUGCAUUUUGACAAGGCUGCUGUUCAGCCGUGCAGGGUAGAAGUUUUCAAUUUUGUAAUAUAAAUCAAGUGCUUUCCCUGCUUGGAUGAUUUAUUAUGUUAAGUUCAUGAUCUCCGCCCCAUUGAUUUUUCGCCUUGUCCGAUGUGACAUACCUCAUGAGGUGAAGCAAAGUCUUCUGAAAAGCGGAGUCAAUACUAAAUAUUACUUAUGUUUUGGUAUGACACGUCUCAUAUUCUUUCACCUUUCAAGAGAUUGGAGGCUUUUGUCUGCUGAAUUGCCAUAAAAUGUCGCCUCUUUCACACUGACAUUAAAUUGGUAGCCUAAAGUCUUGAUUUGGU
Molecule: messenger RNA, 1194 nt
Organism: Punica granatum (pomegranate)
Lineage: Eukaryota; Viridiplantae; Streptophyta; Magnoliopsida; Myrtales; Lythraceae
Source: RefSeq, a predicted model, not a curated record